This is a messenger RNA of Tachysurus vachellii, 6203 nucleotides long. Its product is annotated as roundabout homolog 2-like. NCBI's taxonomy places the organism in Eukaryota, Metazoa, Chordata, Actinopteri, Siluriformes, Bagridae. The record is from RefSeq and is a predicted model, not a curated record. Gene Ontology annotation, molecular function: protein binding. The coding region runs from base 368 to 4552 and encodes 1394 amino acids. The transcript has 27 exons.
GUGGCAAGGUGCGUUCCUUUUGACGCAAAUUCGACGCAGUGAAUUGCCCGAUUUCAGGAGUCUGAGUGUCGGACAGCGUUCACUCUGAAUUUGCGUUGGUAUUCAGCAGAAAUCUGGCUUCGGGUGGAUGUGUGCAUCGUUCAAUGAAACGAUGCUGUCAGCCUCAGAGGAGGCGAGUGGAUGACAAGGACUGCUGAAAAUGUGUGGAUAAGUCAAGAUGGAGUGAAGAAACUUUCAGCUAAAUGACAAAUUCUUGCUCGAAUUCAGUGUGUGGACUAAAGAAACAGUCAAACAGUCACUUCUGAGAUUUAUUUCUGCACCAAGUUGUGAUUAAUCGCCUGGUCGAGAUGAGCAAUACUCUGUCACCAUGAAGCUUCUGCGAUUCAUUAUUUUGUGCGGAUUUCUGAACACUCAAAUCAAUGGAUCUCGUCUCCGUCAGGAGGACUAUCCCCCACGGAUUGUGGAGCAUCCGUCAGACCUGAUCGUGUCGAAGGGUGAGCCGGCCACGCUGAACUGUAAGGCCGAGGGCCGUCCGGCACCCACUGUCGAGUGGUAUAAAGACGGUGAGCGUGUGGAGACAGACAGGGACAACCCACGCUCGCACCGUAUGCUCCUACCUAGUGGCUCACUCUUCUUCCUGCGCAUCGUGCACGGCCGCCGCAGCAAACCCGACGAUGGCAGUUACGUGUGUGUGGCCAGGAACUACCUGGGGGAAGCGGUCAGCCACAACGCUUCACUGGAAGUGGCCUUCCUGCGUGAUGAUUUCCGGCAGAACCCUCAGGAUGUGGUAAUAGCAGUAGGAGAAUCGGCUACGUUGGAGUGUCAGGCUCCUCGGGGCCACCCGGAACCCACCACUUUCUGGAGGAAGGAUAAAGCUCGACUCGAUUUGAAAGACGACAGGAUUACUAUUCGAGGCGGGAAGUUGACCAUCUCCAACACCAGAAAGAGUGAUGGGGGGAUGUAUGUGUGUGUGGCUGCCAACAUGGUGGGGGAGAGGGAGAGCGAGAUGGCUCAACUCUCUGUGUUUGAGCGGCCUACAUUUGUGCGCAGGCCCGUGAACCAGGUGGCGUUAGUGGACGAGAGCGUAGAAUUCAGAUGCCAGGUGCAGGGAGAUCCCCCUCCGUCACUGCGCUGGAGGAAGGACGAGGCCGAGAUUCCCCGCACCAGGUACGAGAUGAAAUACGAAAAGGACGACUUUGUCUUGAGGAUAAAGAAAGUGUCUUCUGGGGACCAGGGAAGCUUCACGUGUGUUGCAGAGAACAGAGUGGGCAAAGUGGAAGCAUCUUCUACGCUCACAGUCAGGGAGGCACCCCAGUUUGUCGUGAGGCCCCGGGACCAGAUUGUGAUGCAGGGACGCACCGCUACCUUCCCGUGCGAGGCCAAGGGAAACCCGCAGCCUGCCGUGUUCUGGCAGAGAGAGGGAAGCAAGGACCUGCUUUUUCCAAAUCAACCUGCCCAGGCAGGAAGUCGCUUCUCAGUGGCUCAGAAUGGAGAUCUGAGCAUCACUUCGGUCCAGCGAUCAGACGCAGGCUACUACAUCUGCCAGGCUCUCACAGUGGCUGGCAGCAUCCUGGCGAAGGCCCAGCUGGAGGUGUCUGAUGCUUUAAAAGACCGCCCACCACCUAUUAUUCAGCAUGGGCCAACAAAUCAGACAGUGGCAGUGGGCACCCUGGUGGUUCUGGGCUGUAGGGCAUCUGGAGAGCCUGAGCCCACGGUCACUUGGCUGAAGGACGGAGUGAGUCUGCUGUCUAAAGAACCUCGAUUGUCCCUACUGGAAGCAGGAAGUCUGCAGAUCCAGAAUGUUAAGCUCUCAGACUCAGGUCUGUACACCUGCUUGGCCACCAGCUCAAGUGGAGAGACGUCAUGGAGCGCCUUCUUAGACGUCAGAGAGUCUGCUGAGCUCACAGACUCUGUAUCGCACAACGCCACAGCUCUCCCGGGGCCACCUUCUAAGCCGCAGGUGACUGAUGUCACCAAGAGCAGCGUGUCUCUGUCAUGGCGUCCUGGACCAGAGGACGCCUCCCUUGUGACUGCCUAUGUCAUAGAGGCCUUUGGCCAGCUGGUGAGUAACAGCUGGCAGACUGUAGCCGAUCACGUGAAGGACACGCAGUACACUGUCAGAGAGCUCCGACCAAACACCGUCUAUGUCUUCAUCAUCAGAGCGAUGAAUGCACAGGGGGUGGGAGACCCGAGUGCCAUGUCCGAGCCUGUCCGCACCCAGGAUAUCAGUCCAGCUGUGCAGGGUGUCGAUCACCGUCAAGUGCAGAAGGAGCUGGGUGACGUCAUUGUAACCAUGCACAACCCCAUAGUGCUGAGCUCCACCUCUGUGAGGGUGACAUGGGCGGUUGAGAAACCUUCUCAGUUCAUCCAAGGAUACCGUGUUCUGUACAGACAAACCUCAGGCCUACCCUCUCCAGGAGCCUGGCAGAUCCAGGACCUAAAGUCUUCAUCAGAGCGUGACAUCACUUUACAUGAACUCAAAAAGGGUGUGGUCUAUGAGAUAAAGGUUCGCCCUUUUUUCAACGAGUUCCAGGGAGCCGAUAGCGAAUCCAUCACUGCACGCACUUUGGAAGAAGCCCCCAGUGCUCCUCCACAGCAGGUGACGGUGAUGAUGGUAGGCAGUGAGAACAGCACGUCUAUCAGCAUUUCUUGGGAUCCGCCACCCACCGAACACCAGAACGGCAUCAUCCAGGAAUACAAGAUAUGGUGUUUAGGAAACGAAAGCCGCUUCCACGUGAAUAAGACUGUGGAUGCUGCCAUUCGCUCGGUGGUGGUUGGGGGUCUGCAGGCUGGCGUACAGUAUAGAGUGGAGGUGGCAGCGGGCACCAGCGCAGGCAUCGGGGUGAAAAGCGAACCACAGACUAUUGUGAUUGGUGCUGAGUUGCAGGAUGUGAUGACUGGGGAUGAGGGCAGCGGCAGCAUCACAGAUGUCUUGAAGCAGCCGGCCUUCAUCGCAGGACUGGGGGGCGCAUGCUGGAUUGUGCUCAUGGGUUUCAGCGCUUGGCUCUACUGGAGGAGGAAGAAGAGGAAAGGCCUGAGCAACUACGCAGUCCAGUCGUUCACCUUCACUCGUGCAGUGACGUUUCAACAUGGAGACAGAGGCCUGAUGGGAAGUGGAAGUCGUCCUGGUCUGCUGAAAGCCGGUGACCCUGGCCUCCCUUGGCUAGCUGACUCCUGGCCGUCCACCAGCCUGCCUGCCAACAGUGGUUUGGGCGCUCCCAAAGACCUCACUAACUUUGGUCGUGGAGACGUGCUGCCUGCUGGUGCCGGCGAAAAGACAGGCACCAUGCUGUCGGAUGGUGCCAUCUACAGCAGCAUCGACUUUGCUGGCAAGGCGGGCUACAGUAGCCCAGGCAGGGGAAACCACGCCAGCCCCUAUGCCACCACCCAGAUCCUGCAGUCCAACAGCUUCCAUGAGCUGGCAGUGGAUCGUCCUGAGCCGCGCUGGAAGGCCUCGCUGCGAGCACAGCAUGAAAUGCCAAGCCUGGGCUACUCACUCACGGAAAACCGUUCCUGUGCCAACGGGGGAAAGAACGGGAAGAAGAAAAAAUCGAAAGGAGGCGGUAAAACAGCAAAGCCUAAUGGCUCCUGCUGGGCUAACUUGCCCCUGCCUCCACCACCCAUGAAUCCUCUUCCAGGGACAGAGAUGGACCACUAUGCCCCUGAACAUCGAUCUGAAGGAGGGUAUGAGAGCGACACCUGGGCUCCGCCCCUCCCUGUUCAGUCUUACUUACACCAGGGCAUGGAGGAUGAACUCGAGGAGGAAGAACGUGUUCCCACUCCACCCCUGAGGGGCGUGGCUUCAUCUCCAGCAGCUUUGCCCUAUGGGCAGAGUUCCUCUGGCUCAUUGGGGUCCUCUCAUCAUGAGGAAAUGCAGUCUAUGCUCCAGGCCCAUCUGGAUGAGCUUACCCGCGCCUACCAGUAUGAGGUGGCCAAGCAAAGCUGGCAUCUGAAAAGCAGCUCCAAUCCACCCAAGACCCCUGCCCCUCCCAUGGGCUACGUGUCCAGUACAUUAGGAUCAGACAUCUUGACUGAAGGAGAGGAUGAAGAGGGAGACAGUAAAGGCUAUGAGUUGUCCCGACAGCUGUGUGGAAUAGACUAUUCCCCAGGAUGCAGCCUGGAAACCGUGGAAGGAGCGAUCACAGGACACCAAUACUCUCACCGAACCCAGGCAAGCAGUGCCAGCUCCAUUGACGGAGGACUUCUAGCGACUCAGAGCCUUGGCCAUCAACGGAUAUCACAGCCUGCGCAAAAACUGCGAGUAGAGACACCAGCAACUGAACCUCACAGGAGAGUUGACGUUGCUGAUGUGCGAACUCCCUCCUCAGAGCCACUGCACAGCAUCGGUGCACGGUUACAUACUUCCUGGGGUUCUGUAGGCUCUGAUGCUCCUGAUGAGUGUGUGGUGUCUACGCUGGAGCGGCAGCACGCAGCUAACUGGAGCUCCAGAGGCACGCUGGGCUGCAUCUCACAGCGACGGUCCAGCACGGAUCAAAGGGACUCUGCAGGACGAGCAUCAGGCAGCACCGACGCCAGCUACGGACAUCUAUAGAGCCGUGUCUAAGAGAUAAGCCAGACUACUCACUGCCCACGCGACUGAAAGCGAGGACGAGAGAGAGCAAGAGAGAUUCAUUGUUCACCCCUACAAUGUCCAAUGAGCUUCUCCCCCCGGUGUUACACGAGGCGAUUUUUUUUUACCUCAGAGACCAACACUGAACUGUGAAGCUAAUGUACAGACACACAGUCUCCCGAUGGUGUUCAGCUUGCGGUUUGCUUCUUUGUCUAACUUACGACGAAACGUCACGUGUCCCGCCCAUUUUGUGCCACAAAAUGUGCAUCACUUGGAAAAAAAAUCCCAAGAAAGAUGUUUUUGCUUUGCUCGUUGGCUUUUUGAAAUCCGAAAUGUAAAUCACAUAAAAGGGAGGUGUAUUUCUUGUAAAUAGCUUUCUUUUUUUUUAUUUGAUGUUGCUUUGCUAUGCAAACCAAAAUCUGUUUUUUUUGUAAAUUAUUAUUUGUCUCUUAAUGGUCUUUAUAACAUUGUGAAUGGAUAAAAUGUGGUGUCAUGAUUUUUUUUUUCUCCAUUAAUGAAUCGACUGAUUUCUUAUAGAGAAUUGUUUGAUUUGCACAUUCUUUGGUGAUAAGCACAAAAAUCUUCAGCGCCUGCUGAUGUGGAGAGAGAAAGAUAAUGCUAAGGAUGUGCUAGCAAGUAUAUUUGUACGAGUCUGGACAGCAGGCUAAAACAGAGAUUUAGGACGGAAGCGUCCGCAGAUAGAGAUGUAUUAUUACUGAAAUGUUGCGGGGGGAUUUAUGCUUAUGGAAUUUAUGCUUGAAUGUUGGGAGAGAAUCAUAGUCAAGCAUACAAGACUAAUAAAUGCCAGCUGAGCAGGCCUAAUGCAAUUGCCUGCCCCUAGUUAUUUGUGUCAUAUGUUGAGUGGACAGAAUGCUCUAUUGCAGUUUUUUGUGAAUGUUUUUUUUUCCUUCUACAUAUCACAACUAUUUACAGACACGCGUGCAUCCAGCUCACUGCAAGAUAUUUAUAUAUAUAUAUCUAUAUCUAUAUAUCUAUAUCUACAUAUAUUUCCAAGGGACAAUAUGUGACUUUUCUUUGUUUCUUAGGAUUGAAACCAUAAAUAUCCAGAUCCUAAAAAAUGAUAAUGUCACACUGGAUCAUCCUCCACGUGAGUGAAACCGUAAUGAAGGUAGCAGUUGGCAGCUGCUCGUGCUCGGCCCUGAGCAGGUGUUUUUAACCUGUGCAAAUGGAAGUGGGUUAAAACAGGUGGGCUGAAAUUUUGAUGAGGGGAAAAAUACUAAACAGACAGGAACGUUGCCCUUGAAAUCGCUCCCCUCUUUUUUUUUGGCAGCAUUCCCAGAUCUGUCCUCAAUUAGCAUGGUUAUUUAAUAUUAUGCUGUUCAGAAAGCCAUUGUAAAAACCGAAAUCAAUCGUUUGUCACAUAUGUUUAAGCUAGAGUGCUACUCUGUAAAUGAAACCGUUUUCAGUAAACGUCAGUGGUUCAUAAAUGGAAAUGUUUGCUCAGCUCAUGAGCUUCCAGGGCUGAGAAAAGCUGAGCCUAAGAGACAGUUUUCUCGUCUGUAUGGCAUUUCUCUGACAAAUUUUUUUAAAGCAUUUUAUUUAUUUAUUUAUUUAUUUUGUGAUGUGCAUUUGCUCCACAUGUACAUAAUAUCUAACCUGCCAGAUUCGUUCU